Molecule: messenger RNA, 1392 nt
Organism: Lodderomyces margitis
Lineage: Eukaryota; Fungi; Ascomycota; Pichiomycetes; Serinales; Debaryomycetaceae
Gene: GLO3
Product: ADP-ribosylation factor GTPase-activating protein
Exons: 1
Coding region: 1-1392 (463 amino acids)
Biological process (GO): COPI coating of Golgi vesicle
Molecular function (GO): GTPase activator activity
Source: RefSeq, a predicted model, not a curated record
AUGUCAGACACAAUAGCCACAAAGGAAGAAGUUGCCUUAGUGUUUGACAAGUUGAGAAAGGACCCUGCCAACCAGGUUUGUUUUGAUUGCUCCAACAAGAAUCCAACUUGGACGUCAGUUCCGUUUGGUAUAUUCUUGUGUUUGCAAUGUUCAUCAGUUCACCGUAACUUGGGUGUACACGUCUCAUUCGUCAGGUCCUCCAACUUGGACAGCUGGCAGCGUAUGCAAUUAAGAAACUUUAAGUUUGGGGGUAACCAACCGGCAAAGGACUUUUUCAUUAAAAAUGGAGGCUCGCAAUUUGUCAAUAAUAAACAAGGUGUUGAUGCUACUACCAAAUAUUCGUCGCCAGCAGCUAACAAGUACAAAGAGAAGUUGAAGCAAAAGGCAAGUGCUGAUGCUAUUAAACACCCAGACGUAGUUACUUUGGACGAUUUGGCUGAGGCAUCACUGAACGCUGAUUCGUCAAAUGAUAGCACUGACGACUUUUUCUCCAACUGGACCAAACCAGUAGCCGCCACACCAUCGCCUUUGGGCUCACUCAAUGGAACCCCAACUGGAUCCACUGAUGACUUGCUGAAGAAGAAGCCGGUUUCUAGAACUAGCACACCUACGCCCACAACAGCUUCAUCGCGGUUAAAGAACAACACAGCAGCUAAAAAGUCCAUUUUGUCGGCAAAGGGUAACGGGCCAAGAAAGUCAAGGUUAGCAGCCAAGAAGAUCAACAAAAAUGAUGAAGCCAUUGACUUUGAUGAGAUCGAAAGAAAGGCACGUGAGGAAGAAGAGGAACGCAAGAAGUUGGGAUACACCCCGGAGGAACCUACUGCUCCUGUAGCAACUACGCCAUUGGAGAAAAAAGCAUCAAGCUCGUUGUCGUUGAAGCUGGACCCAAAGAGUGAAAAGCUGGCACCUGCGCCAAUCCAAGAAACCACCCAGCAAUUUCAAAAAUUAGGAUUUGGCAUGGUCCAGGGUGAUAGUGCCGUUAACAACGGACCUGCUAAGAAGUACAAGGAUGUGAAGUAUACUGGAGAAGUGUCAAACAAGUUUGGAACACAAAAGGGUAUUUCCUCUGACGAGUUCUUUGGAAGAGGACCUCGAUUUGAUGAGAAUGCAACAAACGAAGCCAAGGCUAAACUACAAGCUUUUGGCGGUGCCCAGUCUAUCUCUUCCUCUUCGUAUUUCGGCGAAGAAGAGGAAGGACAAGGCUCAACUGGUGCUGGCAGAGGUCGUGGUGGAUCACAAGGGGGCAUUAAUUUGAACGAUUUAGAAGCAAGUGCACGUGAGUUUGCUUCAAGAUUCUCUGGUAACGCAAAUGACGAUAUGGAAGUCUUGAAGGAUGCUUUGGAGGAUGGUGCUACCAAGUUGGGAUCGUAUUUAAGAGACUUCCUAAGGUGA